AUGGCGAUCCCGAACUGGGAAGUCACAGGAUUCGUCGAGUACAUAAGCUCAGGACACAAACAAGGAGACAUGCUCCUCGUCGUCCCCGCCGGAAAAUUCGCUGUCAGGCUCGGAAACGAAGCAUCGAUCAAGCAGAGACUUAAAGUUGUGAAAGGAAUGUAUUACUCGCUCACUUUCAGCGCCGCGAGGACUUGCGCUCAGGACGAGCGGCUCAACAUCUCCGUCGCACCUGACUCCGGCGUGAUUCCGGUGCAGACGGUGUACAGUAGCAGCGGGUGGGAUCUAUACGCUUGGGCGUUUCAGGCGGAGAGUGAGGUCGCGGAUAUAGUGAUUCAUAAUCCAGGCGAGGAAGAGGAUCCAGCUUGUGGACCACUCAUUGAUGGUAUUGCCAUGAGAUCUCUUUACCCUCCCCGACCAACCAACAAGAACAUUUUGAAAAACGGAGGAUUUGAAGAAGGUCCACUAGUAUUACCUGGCGCGACCACCGGAGUUUUGAUCCCACCGUUCAUAGAAGACGACCACUUUCCGUUACCAGGUUGGAUGGUGGAGUCUCUCAAAGCCGUCAAAUACGUAGACACGGAACAUUUCUCAGUCCCACAGGGUCGUCGAGCCAUUGAGCUAGUGGCGGGGAAAGAGAGCGCCAUCGCUCAAGUGGCUCGGACCGUCAUUGGGAAGACUUACGUCUUGUCUUUCGCGGUUGGAGAUGCUAACAACGCUUGCAAAGGGUCAAUGGUGGUCGAGGCUUUUGCAGGAAAAGAUACGCUUAAGGUACCUUACGAGUCUCGUGGCACCGGAGGGUUUAAACGGGCGUCGAUCCGGUUUGUGGCGGUUUCGACACGGACUAGAGUUAUGUUUUACAGCACUUUCUAUGCCAUGAGAAGUGAUGAUUUCUCGUCUUUGUGUGGACCUGUGAUCGACGACGUCAAGCUUAUAAGGGUUCGUAAGCGGUAG
Messenger RNA from Microthlaspi erraticum, 951 nucleotides. Lineage: Eukaryota; Viridiplantae; Streptophyta; Magnoliopsida; Brassicales; Brassicaceae. The record is from the annotation of a GenBank genome assembly.